AUGUUUCCUCCACCCCCCGCUGCGCUCGACUGGAAUGACAUCGGCUUCAAAGUGCGCGACGUCAAUGGCCACGUUGAAUGCCACUACUCGUACUCGGGUAACGGCCAGUGGUCCGCACCGCGUUUCGUGCGCUCGCCCUAUCUCUCCAUUCAUGGGAUGGCGCCCGGCCUGAACUAUGGACAACAAGUGUAUGAGGGACUCAAGGCCUUCCGGCACGCGGAGAACCGCAAGAUCACGAUUUUCCGACCGGAUCGCAAUGCGAAGCGCAUGCAGCGAUCCGCCGAGGUAGUCUCGAUUCCGCCGGUUCCCGAGGACCUCUUUCUCGAGUGUGUGAGACUGGCCGUCGGUGCGAAUGCCGAGUUUGUGCCUCCGCAUGAUUCCGGGGCGGCCAUGUAUAUUCGACCGCUAUUGUUCGGCUCCUCGGCGCAGCUGGGACUGAGUCCACCAGAUGGGUAUACGCUGGUCGUGUUUGUGAUGCCGACAGGUGUAUACCAUGGAGCCAGUGCGGUUGAUGCGCUGAUCUUGGAGGAUUUUGAUCGCUCGGCGCCUUAUGGGACAGGUAAUGCGAAGGUGGGAGGCAACUACGCUCCUGUCCUGCGUCACAGUGAUCGCGCCCGCCGUGAAGGCUUCGGGAUUACCUUGCAUCUGGACAGCGCGACGCGGAGCGAGAUUGACGAGUUUUCGACGUCGGCCUUCAUUGGCGUGAAGCGCGAUGGGGAUCGGAUAACCAUCGUGCAUCCGGACAGUCGCAAUGCCAUUGAUUCUGUGACCGCAUCCUCGGUGGGUGAUAUCGCCCGCCAGUUGGGCUACCACGUUGAGAAGCGGCGAGUGGCCUAUGAGGAACUCAGCCAGUUCGAUGAGGUAAUUGCCGCUGGGACGGCGGCAGCACUCGUGCCGGUGCGAAGCAUCACGAUGCGCUCCAAGGGCGUCAAGUUCGAGUACCGCGUUGGAGACCAGGCACAAGGCGGCGAGGUCUGCGUGAAGCUUCUACAAACGCUGCGAGGGAUUCAGUUAGGAUCGAUCGAAGAUCCAAUGGGCUGGAAUUAUGAAGUGACCGCUCCUGCGAAGGAAUGGAUCGAGGAGGGCCACGCCGAGAAGCUAGACCAGCGUGGAACCACCGUGCCAUGA
Penicillium canariense is the source of this 1128-nucleotide messenger RNA. RefSeq names its product branched-chain amino acid aminotransferase. The record is from RefSeq and is a predicted model, not a curated record. The coding region runs from base 1 to 1128 and encodes 375 amino acids. The transcript is spliced from 2 exons. Gene Ontology annotation, biological process: branched-chain amino acid metabolic process. Gene Ontology annotation, molecular function: branched-chain-amino-acid:2-oxoglutarate transaminase activity. NCBI's taxonomy places the organism in Eukaryota, Fungi, Ascomycota, Eurotiomycetes, Eurotiales, Aspergillaceae.